This is a messenger RNA of Penaeus vannamei (Pacific white shrimp), 1449 nucleotides long. RefSeq names its product transmembrane protein 272. Lineage: Eukaryota; Metazoa; Arthropoda; Malacostraca; Decapoda; Penaeidae. The record is from RefSeq and is a predicted model, not a curated record.
GAUAACAAUGCGAUGGGACGCUAAUCUUAUCAGUCCAAGGCUCAGUCACUGUUCCAAGAGCGACAGGAGGGCAAUCAGCAGAGUACUGACGGAGGAACGUGAAGCAUCGAACUUUUGAGAAUCGCACGGACCGCCCACCCGCCCUCGAGUCCCCUCCCACCAGGUCUUCCACGCCCACUAAUUUCCACGCCCACUCCUCCUCCACCUAAGCCACGCCCACAAAAGCAUCCAACAUGGUGAGGCCAGGAUCACGCAAGGAAGAAGAAUACGAGGAUGACGAUGGCGGCUGUGGUGACUGCCUCGCCAAGAUACUCCAGACUCCUGUCAUCAUAGCGGCCAGCAUCAUUGUCCCCGUCUUCAGCGUCACCUUCGUGGUCAUGGGCGCCAUCUUCUUGCAGGAUUGCACCAUCGAGCCCAUGAUUCCCGUCUGGCUCUUGGUCCAAGGUAUCAUCAUGCUGUUUGGUAUCGGUACGGGCGGCAUGGCGACCAGGAGCUACAAGUCGGGGAAAAGCGUGUCACUGCCGGUCAAAUUAGUGAGCUUCGUCGUGUCUCUGGCAACUUUCGCCUGGUUCAUCGGAGGUAACGUGUGGGUGUACCGCGCCUGGGCCCAAGACCCUGACUAUGCUCACUCCUGGUUCGAGAACGGUUGCAACAAGAGCGUUUUUAACGUCGCCUUCUACGGGGUUAUCAUCCUUGAUGCCCUCGCUAUCAUCUCCUUCAUCGUGGGCGUCUUGGCCUUCUGUCUCCGGGGAUGCUCUAGAUAAAAAAAGAUGAAAGAGAGAGACAAAUCUCCUCGACUUCUUUCCCGCUUUCAGUUUUCCAGCUUUGGUGAUUCUCCUCCGUGUGUGCGCUAGCCUCGAACCGGUCCCCAUUUUACCCGCAAAUAUCACACCUUUUCAAACUCCCUUUUCCCUUCCCGCCUUUAGCUCUCCUGUAGAUAGUUUAUCGUCGUUAGUUCCAAGAUCUUUCAGUUUAUUUGCAUAUAUAUUCUUAAGACUUCUCAUGGAGUAAAAUACGGUUAUGAAGCGUUGGUUGUUCAUGUUUUUUAUAUAGCUAACUUAAGGAAUAUAUUGGCAAUCAUAUUUUCUUAAGCCAUUGAAGUUUUCCCAAGCGAACACACUUUAAUGGCCUUCUGUUUUAUGUAAAUUCCAAAUAUUCAAUUUGUAUGAACUCUGUCUCAAACCAAAAUGUUUUAUCAAAUUUUAUUAUUCCGAUUUUUUUUUUUUUUUUUUUUUUUUUGGCGGGAAGGGGGAGGGGGUUCCGUGCCUAAAACAACUUAAGAUCCAUUGAUUUCAGAGACGGGCACCUUCCCAAACAGAUUAUAUUUUUGUGUAUAUUCGAAUAAUGAUUUGCAAGGAAGACUGAGUGUUUUACUCUGUUUCUGUAUCAGUUCGUUGAAUCGAUGUUAUUCUCUUGUUUUGACAAAUGAUAAUAAAAUAAAUGCCUCUA